GUCCUGGACCACACCAGCGGAUUUGAGGGGCUCUUAUUGGUGGACGAUGAUCCCUGGGGGUUAUUGGACACAGCAACUUCAGCUCCAUCCGGGCCACAACCUGCGUGUUUAAAGGAAAAGUGGCUCUAUGAGGUCCUCUCAUCUCCUCCCCCAGGGACUCAUGCAGAUUGGUUGGUGCACGCUGAGCUGCAGGUUUAAUCAGGAGGAGGGUGUUGGAGACACUCCAGACUCCUAUGCAUACGAUGGGAACCGGGUCAGAAAAUGGAACGUGACCACCACAAACUACGGCAAGUCCUGGGCGGCGGGGGACAUUGUCAGCUGUCUGAUAGACUUGGAUGAAGGGACCAUCUCCUUCUGCCUAAAUGGCGUUAGCCUGGGCGUUGCUUUCAGCGACAUUUCCAGAGGGUCCGGUAUGGCGUACUUCCCCGCCAUCAGCCUCUCCUUCAAGGAGUCCGUGGCGUUCAAUUUCGGUUCCCGUCCUUUGAGGUAUCCGGUGGAGGGGUACCGGCCCCUGCAGGACCCACCGACAGCUGAGCUGCUAAAAUCUCAGAGGCUGCUGGGGUACCUGAAGACCGUGCUGAGUACAGGAAUCGACUCUCAGGUAUAG
This is a messenger RNA of Staurois parvus, 607 nucleotides long. Lineage: Eukaryota; Metazoa; Chordata; Amphibia; Anura; Ranidae. The record is from the annotation of a GenBank genome assembly.